Messenger RNA from Metopolophium dirhodum (rose-grain aphid), 1413 nucleotides. RefSeq lists its product as uncharacterized. Lineage: Eukaryota; Metazoa; Arthropoda; Insecta; Hemiptera; Aphididae. The record is from RefSeq and is a predicted model, not a curated record. The transcript is spliced from 2 exons. The coding region runs from base 1 to 1413 and encodes 470 amino acids.
AUGCCGAUUUGUUCAGCAAGUAGUACAACAGAUAAUACAUUGACACUUAGUGAACGUAAUAAAAGGGCAGAUCGUAGAGAAUUUAGUCAGUUCACAUCAGAAUUAUUAACUACAAGUACUCCGAAAAAUGUAAAAGUAAUUCAAAACAACGCGGAUUUAAGUUUAGAACCCAAUGACUGUAGUUUACAAUCAGAAUUUUCUGAAGAACGAGUCAAUCAAAAUGAUAUAGGUGUACAGUGUGAUAUAGGACUAGAAACUUAUCAAAAAGUAGAAAAGAACGAUAAUUUGUCAUUUGAUAUACCGUCCGAAUCCGAAGAUGAAAGUUCUAAUUCUGAGAUUGACUCUGAUGAUGAUAGCCAAUAUGAAUAUAAUCGACAUUACAAAAAUAAUUUAUCUACGCAAAAUGAUUUUGAUGAUAAUCGUUGUUUCAUUGUAUUUUGGGAAAAUUUAUCCCAACUUUUCAAAUAUUGUCGUCAAUGUGGUAGUAGGGUUUGUUCUCGACAACAUUUUACACAAGGUGCACUGGUCUCAAUUAUAACUAUAUGUGAACAGGGCCAUAAAUUGCAAUGGUGUUCACAGCCAAAAACAGGUAAGAGACCAGAAGGAAACAUUUUGAUUACUGCGGCUUUAGUAUUAUCUGGUAUUCUAUUUUCUCAAUUUAAAGUAUUUUGUUCCGCAUUGAAACUUUCAAUUUUUACUCGUCCAGUUUAUGACAAAAUUAUAAAUAAAUACUUGUUUCCUGUAAUAUGCCGCCAAUGGAAAGAACACAGAGAAAAAAACAUCGACGCUAUAAAGCUAUCAUCAAUUUGGCUAGCUGGGGAUGGCCAAUAUGACUCGCCGGGUUUUUGUGCUAAGUACUGUACUUAUUCAGUUAUGGAUAUCAACACGGGAAAAAUCAUAGAUUUUAAGUUAGUUCAAAAGGGUCAAUUUAAAGGUGAUUUAGAAAGGCAAGCCUGUGAACAAUUACUAAUGGAUUUAACUAAUAGAAGUAAUUGUAAAAUCGAGUUGUUUUUAACAGAUAGACAUAAAGGUAUACGUGCAUUUAUCCGUACACAGCAUCCAGAUAUUAAACAUGAAUUCGAUAUUUGGCAUUUAAGUAAGAGUUUAAUGAAAAGAUUAAAACCACUCGAAAAGAAAUAUCCUGAUGCUUUUUUAUGGAAAUCGUCAAUUAACAAUCAUCUUUGGUGGUCAGCACAGACAUGUGAAGGAGAUGAAGAAAAACUUAUUGAUACAUUUACAUCUAUAUUAAAACACAUAUCAAAUGAGCAUGAGUGGGAAGAUAAUGGUGAAAAAAAGAGAUGCGAGCAUGAAAAAUUAAAUGAAAAUGAAAUACGAAAUAAACUGUGGAUAGACCCAGAAAGCGAAUCAUAUUACGCUUUGAAAAAAAUUAAAAUGGCAAAAGACUUUUUAUAG